Suillus clintonianus is the source of this 735-nucleotide messenger RNA. RefSeq lists its product as uncharacterized. The transcript has 3 exons. Lineage: Eukaryota; Fungi; Basidiomycota; Agaricomycetes; Boletales; Suillaceae. Bases 1 to 735 code for a protein of 244 amino acids. The record is from RefSeq and is a predicted model, not a curated record.
AUGUCUGAAGAACCGAAGUCCCAGAAGGCUCCAAAGGCGAUCUGGAACGAUGCAGAGACAGAUGCCCUCGUCACAUACCUCCAUUCACAACGCUCAAAAAUAGGAGACGGCGGGAAUUUCAGAUCACAGGUUUAUUCUGAAGCUGCAACUACUAUUGCAAACCACAGGACCCUUGGCCCGACGAAGACUAUGAACCAGUGUAAGAACAAAUGGCAAUCAUUAAAAAAUCUUUACUACGUUAUUGAGAACUAUCGCCUCAGAACAUCUGGUACUCACUGGGAUAAUGAGAUUGGAGCUGGUAUCGAGGGGAAGGCUGCAAGCAAUGUGUGGGACGCAUAUAUGGAGAAGAAGGCCAACCAAGUCAUGCGCCCUUACCGAAACAGCGGAUGGCAGCUUUAUCCACUCAUGCAAGAGACUCUGCCAAGUGGCAGUGGCGCUCGAGGUCGUGCGGCCUAUCGCCCAUCUAGGGCCGCCGCACCUGCCUUCACGGACGACUCAUCUGAUCAGGCUUCUGCAGCUCCCAUGGGUUCUGACUCGGAUGUUGUUGCUGGAUGCACAGAUGAUUUUCACAUGGGCGAGGCUGAAGGAGAGGUUGGUUGGGGCCAUGUGCCACACAAUGAUGCUGGACCUAUCGCCGGAAGCUCACAACUUGCAACUGCUCCUCUUUAUUCCCCUCCUCAUUCUAUUCAUACAUCGAGCGUCGGUAAACGCACACAUUCAGAUAUGACUGGCUAG